AUGGUUCAGAUCAGUGAGGUCAAAGGAAAUUCGCGAGAGAAUAGAACUGCGGCACACACCCAUAUCAAGGGCUUGGGAUUACGGCCUGAUGGCACGGCUGAACCCACAAGCGCUGGCUUUGUUGGACAGGCAGCAGCGAGAGAGGCCUGCGGUGUGGUGGUCGAUAUGAUAAAAGCGAAAAAAAUGGCGGGCCGAGCAGUCCUACUUGCGGGUGGACCGGGAACGGGGAAGACGGCUUUGGCGCUGGCUGUGUCGCAAGAAUUGGGCACCAAAGUACCUUUUUGUCCCAUCGUGGGUAGUGAGGUUUUCUCGGCGGAGGUCAAGAAAACGGAGGCGCUCAUGGAAAACUUUCGAAGGGCAAUUGGACUACGAGUGCGCGAGACGAAGGAAGUAUACGAAGGUGAAGUGACGGAGCUCACUCCGGAGGAAGCAGAGAACCCAUUGGGAGGCUACGGAAGGACCAUAAGCCAUCUAAUCAUCGGGCUCAAAUCCUACAGAGGGACGAAAAAGCUGCGACUGGACCCUAGCAUCUACGAAGCGAUUCAGAAGGAAAGAGUAACUGUCGGCGACGUAAUAUAUAUCGAAGCCAACACUGGUGCGUGCAAGCGCGUCGGACGAUCUGACGCGUAUGCCACUGAGUUUGAUUUGGAAGCGGAAGAAUACGUACCUGUCCCCAAGGGCGACGUUCACAAGAAGAAGGAAAUCGUACAAGACGUCACGCUACAUGACUUGGAUAUUGCGAACGCCAGACCACAAGGAGGACAGGAUGUCAUGAGCAUGAUGGGCCAGCUUAUGAAACCCAAGAAGACCGAAAUCACAGACAAACUGCGUCAGGAGAUCAACAAGGUUGUAAACCGAUACAUUGACCAAGGCGUAGCCGAGUUGGUUCCUGGCGUUUUGUUCAUUGAUGAAGUCCACAUGCUCGAUAUAGAAUGCUUCACCUACCUAAACCGCGCCCUUGAGUCUUCAAUAUCCCCCAUCGUAAUACUCGCUUCAAACCGUGGCAACACCGUCGUACGGGGCACAGGAGACAUAGUAGCCGCUCAUGGCAUUCCCCCCGACCUCCUAGCACGCCUUCUAAUAAUCCCUACUCACGCUUAUAACCCCGAAGAGAUAAAAACUAUCGUGCGGCUGCGUGCGAAGAUAGAGGGCUUAACCAUUAGCGAGCCGGCGCUGGAGAAAGUCGCGGAGCAUGGAAGUAAAGUGAGUUUGCGCUAUGCGUUGCAGCUACUGACGCCGGCGAGCAUCCUAGCACGGGUAAAUGGGCGAGCUGGCGGGAUUGAAGAGGCGGAUAUUGCGGAGUGUGAGGAUUUGUUUAUCGAUGCGAAGAGGAGCGCUGGGGUUGUGUCGAGUGGGGAUGGGAAUGGGUUUAUUUCUUGA
This is a messenger RNA of Histoplasma capsulatum G186AR, 1380 nucleotides long. Its product is annotated as RuvB-like helicase 1. Lineage: Eukaryota; Fungi; Ascomycota; Eurotiomycetes; Onygenales; Ajellomycetaceae. Gene Ontology annotation, molecular function: DNA helicase activity; ATP binding; ATP hydrolysis activity. Gene Ontology annotation, cellular component: Swr1 complex; R2TP complex; Ino80 complex. The record is from RefSeq and is a predicted model, not a curated record. Gene Ontology annotation, biological process: regulation of transcription by RNA polymerase II; chromatin remodeling; box C/D snoRNP assembly. The transcript has 4 exons. Bases 1 to 1380 code for a protein of 459 amino acids.